UUGCCCGUCAGAGUAGCUGGCGGCAGUGGCGGCUCUCGGGACUGGGUUGUCAGUCAGUGAGCGGAGGGGGAAGAUGGCUCGCCAGGACCCGUUCUGCUAGGAAGAAGUGGGGGGGCAGGUGGUGCUGCUUAUUCGGAGCAGUAGCCGUCGCUGUCGUUGCGAGCCAGACAAGUCGAGGUUCUGGAGGUCGAGCUUGGAGAGCCGCUCUGGUUGAAGAUUUAGAACAGAUGUGGAAAGAUGUUCACUUCAGAGAAAGGGGUUGUGGAGGAAUGGUUGUCGGAGUUUAAGACACUACCGGAAACAUCUUUACCAAAUUAUGCUACAAAUUUGAAGGAAAAGAGUUCUUUAGUUUCAUCUCUCUAUAAAGUUAUCCAGGAGCCACAAAGUGAGUUGUUGGAACCUGUCUGUCACCAGCUCUUUGAAUUCUAUCGCAGUGGAGAGGAGCAGUUGCUUCGAUUUACGCUGCAGUUUCUUCCAGAACUGAUUUGGUGCUACCUCGCCGUCUCCGCCAGCAGAAAUGUGCACAGCAGUGGAUGCAUUGAAGCUCUUCUUCUAGGGGUUUACAAUUUGGAAAUAGUUGACAAACAGGGACAUAGUAAAGUAUUGAGUUUUACGAUUCCGUCUUUAUCCAAACCAUCUGUAUAUCAUGAACCUUCCAGCAUUGGGUCCAUGGCUCUGACAGAGAGUGCCCUAUCCCAGCAUGGUUUGUCAAAAGUUGUGUACAGUGGACCUCACCCCCAAAGAGAGAUGCUGACAGCACAGAAUAGGUUUGAAGUGUUGACAUUCCUUCUGUUGUGUUACAAUGCUGCCUUAACCUAUAUGCCCCGUGUUUCUCUUCAAUCACUGUGUCAAAUUUGUUCAAGAAUCUGUGUUUGUGGUUAUCCUCGACAACAAGUAAGAAAAUACAAAGGUAUAAGUAGCAGGGUACCAGUUUCUUCAGGAUUCAUGGUGCAAAUGUUAACAGGAAUUUAUUUUGCCUUUUACAAUGGAGAAUGGGAUCUAGCUCAAAAAGCAUUGGAUGAUAUUAUAUACAGAGCCCAGCUAGAAUUAUAUCCAGAGCCAUUGCUGGUUGCCAAUGCAAUACAAGCUUCAUUGCCUCACGGUGCCAUGAGAUCUAGUAAGGAGGGUACAAGGUGUAUUCAAGUUGAGAUCACACCAACUUCCUCUAGAAUAUCAAGAAAUGCAGUAACCAGCAUGUCAAUAAGAGGUCACAGGUGGAAAAGACACGGAGAUACAGAAUUAACAGGUCAAGAAGAGCUGAUGGAUAUAUCCGAAGUUGACGAGGGAUUUUAUUCCAGGGCUGCCUCUAGUACCAGCCAGUCGGGUUUAUCAAACAUUAGUCAAAAUUGUAGUAACAAGACAAGUACAGGAAAGACUCAGAGACGGUCAGGAGGAAACAAAACUGGAGGAAAAGAGAAAGAAACUACAGGGGAGUCUUGCAAAGAUCACUUUGUUCGGAAACAAACGCAGAGAGCCCAAAGUGAGAAUCUCGAGCUUCUCUCCUUGAAGAGACUUACACUGACAACCAGCCAAUCUCUGCCUAAACCUUGUAGUCAUGGUUUGGCUAAGACUUCCACCAGUGUUUUCAGUAAAUCCUUUGAACAAGUCAGUGGGGUGUCAGCCCCGCAUAACCCGUCAUCUGCUGUCGGCUGUGGGGCUGGGACAGAUGCCAAUAGGUUUUCUGCUUGUAGUCUCCAAGAAGAAAAGCUGAUAUACGCUUCUGAAAGGACUGAAGUUCCAGUGAAGCAUCAAGCAGGUCAGCAGAGACCUCCUAGUAUUAGCAUUACUUUGUCCACAGAUUAAUUUGUAAGGGUUUCCUCACAUAAGCAGUUAAUCUGGAAAUACAACUUGGCUUCUUCAUGCAAGUUCCCAGGGUCAUCUUUCAUCCCUGCUCCUGAUGGGAGCCCUGAUGUCUUAAAUUCUGAUGGCUACCUUGACUUUAUGAAAGGAAUAAUGUCUAGGUUGUAGUAAGUUGAAAUAUGGUUUUGCUAUUUCUUGGGUUGUAUUUUUUCCCCUUGGCUUGAGUCUUUUUUUUUUUUUAAUCUUGUUUAUGUUGCCCUAAGAUUGACAUUGUGAUAGUACAUUUUGACAGGUUGUGUGAUCAGAUUGGUUACAUCUCCUGUAAGGUUGUGAAUCUUUUUCUUUAAUAACUCCUAUUUUGGUAGCUAUAUAUGUUUGGCCUUCAAUGUAAAGGGAAUCCAUGUAUGGAAACCGUUUUUUCAAGGAUGAGUCUAGGUACAACUCCAGGAAUUCUACAGCUGGCACUCUGAAAAACAGGCAUGUGAGAAAACAAAAAUGAUACGUAUGAAAAGUGCCUGAUAAAAAUGUUUGUAGCCAGAUCAUCUUGAAGAUUAGUAGAACAGUUUAUAUAAAGCACUGGAAAAUGCCUCAUAACUCAAUACCCUAAAAUAUUAUAUGAUUCCAGGGAAUGGGAAGAGGGGUUGCCGUCAUUUAUUUGGAACAUUUUAUAUCAAAAGUCAGGUUGCAAGUAGAUGUGUUUUGAAGUGUUUGAUCUGGAUUUAGCAGGUGAAAAUCCUUUUCAGUUCCUAAGAUGUAAUAGGCCAUAAAGCUGGCUUACCCUGCUGCUGGACUUCGGAAAUACUGCUUAGUUUGGAUUCCCAUAAUUCAAAGCACACAUCAUUGAAGACUUCACUGUAAAUUUUGUACCUCAGCUCUAAAGAUACCAGUGUUCACCAUGUUGAAUGGUUUGUCUACAAAUGAAGGAAAUUAGGUAAAUUUUUCAUCUAUUAAAUAUCAUUGAAAGAAAAUAAAAAUAGUGAAAUAUGGACAAAAGACAUUUAUAUAUUAACUAAUUUAGGUUAUUUAUGUUUGUGUUUUUAAAUUUUUAAAUAUGAAAAGUAUUGAAUGUGUUUCUUGUUUUGUGAACAGGCCUAUUUUAAAUGUUCUUGUUAAGAUAUGAAGAAUAAUCAGUGGAGUUGCCCCCAGCCAAAAAAAAUAAAAAUAGAAAGCUAAUUUAACAGAAGCUGAACAAACAUGUAUGUAGCUAUAGAGGAUCAUGUGACCUCCAAAUGGAUAUAAAAAUUUGGUAUUUGCUAGUGGUGAUAAUUUCAGCUAUGGUGAGGUUCCUUUUAAAGCAAGUGCUUAGUAAUAAUCUAGGGUGAGGGAGAAAAAAUCAGGGUUGAGAAUGACAGAGUAAGUUGACUGGGGAGGAAGGCCUAGGGAGCUGUCCCCUUUUCAGUGGUUAGUACACAGUGUUUUCCUUAUUCAGAGUCCUUAGCUGUGGCCACACAGAGAAAAUGCUAGUUUUCAUCUUGUACCUGUUUAUGCAGUGCUCAAAUUUGUGAAAAAGUUGUAUGUCUUGAAGACUGCUAAAGAAUUUACAUUAUGAAUGCAGUUUUGACUGUAACUACUUUGGCUGUUGUUUUAAAUCUAAUUUUUAAAAAAUCAUUAACUAGUUUUCAUUGAGUAAUCCUGAAUAAAAUAUGGGUUUUAACAUAAGUGAACUUGAUAUUUUUAGUUCCAGUGGUAGAAAUGAAAUAAGAUCUAUUGGCAUACAUUAUAGUUUAAAAAAAAAAGGGCAAGUCAACUGGACAGUGAAAGUUGACAAAGUAUUAAUGUACUAAGAAUCCUGUGUUCAAUUUAAAUCCUGUGUACAGUCACUGUGAAUUUCCUAUUGUCUUUUUGUAAUUCUUUAACAAAGAAUUUUUCCUAGGCAUAGCUGCUAACAAUCUUAAUAGUCUUUAAGAGUCUUAAGAACUAAUUUAAAAGAUUGGCAUUGGAAGCAAGUUAAGGUGCUUAGGAAAUGUUGUAGAUGGUUUUUGGGAAACAUUAGUUUGAGGACACAUUAGCCAGCAUACAUAAGAGAUCAGGUUUUAAUGUUCAGCUGUUGUGAUGGAACCUCAUUUUGGUAUUAUUCUAGAUCACUGUGGUCUGAGGAGCAGUAAGGAGCAUUGGCAUCACCUGGCAGAAUUUCAGAGCCACCUUAGAUCUACUGAAUCAUAGCCUGUCUUUUAAUAAGAUCUCAAGUGAUUAUUAUGCACGUUAAAGUUUAAGACAGUAUCAAAGUGCAAACAAAUCACUUACCUAAUAUUUAGAAUUCUCAGUGGUCUCACAACCCUAGAUCAAAUAUGUUGGAUACUAUAAUCUUCAUUGUUUUUAACAGCUAAUUAAUUUUUUACAGUGUAAACUCACUUAAGUCCCCUAAUUCUAAAUCUUUAAUUAAUCUCAUUUGUUCUUACAAUAAAAAUGGUUAAUAUUUUGUAUUUUUCUGAUAACUAAAAAUGGAAUCAGAGCUCUACAGUUUCAAGUAUGAGGGGCACCACCCUUUAUACAGCGCACAGCAAACCUGCAUGUGCUUAUUCUUUUAAAACCUGAAGGGUUACCCAAAGGAAUGGUUCUGAAUUUCUGCUCCAGGUAAUUUGCACCAGUUGGUUUUCUGGAACGUGGAAUUAUGUGGAGUUGUGUAAACAAGAAAAUUCUUUUCUAGUAUCUUUGAUGCUAUUUCAAAUAAGGAUUAUACAUUUGAAAAUUUUUAUAGCAAUUAUAAAUACUGGGUAAUGCUAACGUAUUGUAACAAUUGUAAUUGUCUCUACUAUUCUUGUCCCACUUAUUUUUCCAAAUUUGAAAGUUGGGGUGGCUUUUGUAGAUCAUUUUCUUCUGAAGAUGCUGAUGUGACCAUUUGGUCACAGACCUCUAUAUAUUCAGAGUAAUAUCUUUUAUUGCAAGAAGGAUUCUGCACAAAACUGGGGCCUUGUACCCCAUAGCUCAGAGGAUCUGAGUAGACCCUGUAGUCCCAUUCCACAUUUUAAACCUCUGAAAGAUUCUUGGAAUUACCCAACCUCUCACUCUUCAAAUACCCAACUACCUAGGAUAUUCUAGUGAAGCUGGAUGCCAGAUUUUGCCUUUUGGAAUCCAAGUGGAGAGAGAAACAAAGACUUAAGGGGAGUGUCCUAGGGCAGGUGAGCACCCUGGAGUCCCUUGUUAUACCACCAUGGAGCUUUUAAAGGCAACUCUGUAGAUUUGAAGAGUAGAAAUUCUCAGUCCUUAAAUGAUUUCAGUGGUUUUGAAAAAGCGAUAUUUCAUUGUUCUCUUCAAUUAUGAAGUAACUGCUUAGCAAAAAUUAUUCAUUUAAAGACAAAAGAGUUGAAAUAAAGGGAAAUAAAAAUUUUAAACCUAAAUAGAUAAAAAUAAUCCCAUUUUUAGAGGAUUUUGCCUAUUUGGAAGAAUAAAAUUAAAGUGGUGAAACCUUUACAUUUAAAUUAUAAGGAAAAAUACACUCAAACUUAAUUUUCAGCAAAUAUUUAAAAUAAGGCUAUUUAACAUUUGAGUCUAUAGGCACUGUAAGUCUACACUUUAUUAAAGGGAAACACAUCAAGAAAAUAUGUAUGUUAAAUAAUGUAACUGAAAAAAAAUGUUUUGAAAAGCCAUUUAAAAAGAAUAAUUUGAUGCGUACUUAAGCAUUGUAGAUAAAAAUGAGUGUAUUAAUAGUGUUUUCCCAAUCUUUGGAUAAAAAAAUUAACUCUCUAGUCCUUUGAUUAGCAUGAAUUUAUACUUUUAGAUUAAUUGCUUUGUAAAAUUAUAUAUAAUGCUUUGAGUUAUUCACAUUUAUAUUUAAUAUUGAUAAAUUCUUCAUCAGAGAAUAUAAGUAUGUUGUCUUCUGUAUUUUGUAACUUGUGCAUAUCUAAAGAGACUAGCAGUGAACAUUUUAGAAGAUGCUUUUGUAUUUUUUAAUAGUAGAGUUCUAGAGUAUUAAUGUCUUGAUAUAAAGUUUCUAAUAGUAAACUCAAGAUCUUGUUUCACAUACUGUUAUUGUGUACCUCUAAUCUUUACUUCUAAUUACAUAGUGAUACUAAUCUUUUCAUAGUAAAUAUACUUGUUUCUAAUUGUAUUCCUAGAGUUUACAUUCCUAAAGAAUAAAUUAUGACUUUGGAUAUUUUUAUGUGCUCCCUACCUUUUUAAGGCCAUGGAAAUAAACUGGAGUUUAGUUUUUUGAUGUUUUGUAUAUUUGUGUAAUUGUUCUCCAUAUAUAAUACUUUUUACAACA
Messenger RNA from Odocoileus virginianus texanus, 6004 nucleotides. RefSeq names its product hyccin PI4KA lipid kinase complex subunit 1 (gene HYCC1). Lineage: Eukaryota; Metazoa; Chordata; Mammalia; Artiodactyla; Cervidae. The record is from RefSeq and is a predicted model, not a curated record. Gene Ontology annotation, biological process: phosphatidylinositol phosphate biosynthetic process; protein localization to plasma membrane. Gene Ontology annotation, cellular component: plasma membrane.